Molecule: messenger RNA, 1954 nt
Organism: Volvox carteri f. nagariensis
Lineage: Eukaryota; Viridiplantae; Chlorophyta; Chlorophyceae; Chlamydomonadales; Volvocaceae
Exons: 6
Coding region: 127-681 (184 amino acids)
Biological process (GO): retrograde vesicle-mediated transport, Golgi to endoplasmic reticulum; intra-Golgi vesicle-mediated transport; intracellular protein transport
Cellular component (GO): COPI vesicle coat
Source: RefSeq, a predicted model, not a curated record
AUUCGGGAAUAGAGUUGGAAAUAUAACAAAUAGAUUGUGUGCUAUCCGAGCGUUCAUAAUCGGCUACUUUUUCUUGGGCUGGGUACAUAGUUACGUGUGAACUCACUUUGGGUAACUUUUGUAAGAAUGGCUACUAUGGACCCCACGCUCCCAAUUGUGAAGAACCUGCUGUUGUUGGACUCGGAGGGCAAGCGCAUCGCCGUCAAGUAUUACACACCUGAGUGGUCGACUGUGGCAAGCCAGGGAACCUUUGAGAAGGCGCUUUGGAACAAGACGAGUCGAACGAACGCACGAGCAGAGGCGGAAAUUAUCAUGUUUGAUAAUGUGGUGGUCGUGUACAAGUACAUCGGCGACUUGAUGUUCUAUGUGACGGGCAGCCAGGACGAGAACGAGCUCGUCCUAUACACGGUCCUCCAAGCUUUCUACGAGUCGGUGACAAUCCUCUUGAGACAACAAGUGGAGAAGAAGACCGUCCUCGAAAACCUGGAUCUAGUCCUCCUGGCAAUCGAUGAAAUUGUUGACGGCGGUAUCAUUCUGGAGACGGAGCCAGCGGUCAUUGCCUCGCGGGUAACGAUGCGGGGAGCGGACGGAGAGCAGGCUGCGAUGCCGAUCACGGAGCAGACGUUCUCCAAGGCGCUGGCCUCCGCAAAGGAGCACUUGGCGCGUUCGCUUCUCAAAUAAGGAGAGGGGGACCCCACCGGGAACGGCCCGCGCUGCACCAUGGAAAUCCACGUGGAUUACGGGAUUUUCAAUAUCAGCCGCGGCACACAGUCCCGCGUUGUGCGGCGCGGGCAGGUGCGUCUGCUCGGGACACGGCUUUCAGCUUGGGAGCAUUGCUUGCGUUUGGGCGCAGCGCGCAGCAGCACAGUUUUGCACGGGCGGGGCAUGCCGUGGGGCAUGUUCCGGACAUCCUAGAGGCGAUAGCUGCGCAUGGGACUAUGGACAUAUUUGGUUUGGGCACGCAGGUAUCCGCUUGCGGCUUGAACUCGUUUAGUGAGCAGUGGACGGAGGUGGAGCUGGGGUGGAGAGCUUCAAAUAAUUUGGGGGAUCUGCAUGGUCUUGGACAACAACAGGGUUUUAGGGGAGGGCCAACCGGGAGAGGGGGGACGAAGGCCCCACCCUCGUACUCGCCCCGCGGAUGUGUGGGCGAGUACUCGAGGCUCGUGCGUGCGGAGCUCUGCGGCAAAAGUUCUCUCAUGUUUAAGCACCUCCUUUAUUGACUUGCGAGGUACGUGUACAAGGGUGUGUGAGCAGGAGGCGCCGUGCUCUGAGGAGCACACCCGUGACGACGAAAAGACGGAAACUGGGUGGGGAUCUUGCUUGCUUUAGCGCUCGAUUGGGCUUCAUGGAGAAGACUUUGGGGCGAAGAUGCCCGGCUGGUCUGUUCUGGGGUAACCUAGCAGCAUGCUGUCCAGUACGCUAUGGGACUUUUGGUCGGGUUUCGGGUGCGGAAUAUCAGGGUUUAAGGGUAAAGGACACACGCUCGACAAAAGGUAUGGGAGAUUAUGCUUUGGCUCGACAAGAGCUAUGGGGGAUAAUGCUUUGGCUAUCUGUGACUCACUGCCGUUUGUGAAAGCUCCGGUCUAGGGUUAUCGUAGGCUCGUUGGGUUGGCUACAGAUGAGUGCACGAGCGAUGAUACGGAUUCUCGAGCGAGUCAAGGCGGAAGUGGACCGACAUAUGGAUUCCGUGUACGUACUACGUUUAUGAUUAUGUUUAGCGCUUCGGAGCCGUUGUGGGUCGGAGCCGGCGCUCCAGCCAGCUGCCGGGCGCUGACAUUGCAUGAAGCAUUGCUUUUUAAGGAGGUUCCAAUGUUGCAAUGAGACCUAAUCAACAAUCGCCGUCGUUCUUCCUACUGGAAAGCCAAGUAUGCUAUCUGGGUGAAGGUCGUGUAUAGGUUCGAGGGGGCUGGUGUCCGUUGAACGGCCGCUCUCUCCACAUUGUACGGAUGGAUGG